Molecule: messenger RNA, 2212 nt
Organism: Rosa chinensis
Lineage: Eukaryota; Viridiplantae; Streptophyta; Magnoliopsida; Rosales; Rosaceae
Product: polygalacturonase 1 beta-like protein 3
Exons: 2
Coding region: 93-1988 (631 amino acids)
Source: RefSeq, a predicted model, not a curated record
CCAACAUUCUCAACCUUCCUUUCAAAAUAAGUUAAUAAAAAAAAAAAAACAACAAACAAACCAAACCAAACCAAAAAAAAAAAAAAAAAAAUAUGCAGCAGCACAGAGAACUCAGCCUCGUGACUCUUCUCUCUCUGUUCUCUAUCUUCUUCUCUCUCAAUGUAGCUACGGCCAGCGCCGGUGCGAAAUCCGUGGAUGAAAACCCAUUUUCGCCCAAGGCCUAUCUGACCCGUUACUGGAACAAGGAGGUCCGAAACGACGCCGUUGGACCCUCGUUUCUGCUCUCCAAAGCCUCGCCAUUGACUGCGGUGCAGUCCGCUAGUUUCACAAAGCUUGCUUCCCAGAAUGCCCUCCAGACCAAGCUACCGGAGUUCUGCUCCGCCGCCAAGCUCCUCUGCUUCCCCGAUUUGGGGCAGAGUCUGGAGAAGCACGAAAGAGACGUGAGUUUUACCGGCUACUCAGAACGGAAUUUCACAAACUACGGCACGGAUCGGCUCGCCGGAGCCGACAGCUUCAAGAACUACUCUCUCGACCAGAACUUGCCUAUAGACUCAUUCCGCCGCUACAGCCGCGACUCGGUGAACCACAAGGACAAGUUCAACAACUACGCCGCCGACGGCAACGUCAUCGACGAGAGCUUCAACAGCUACGCCGCCGGGGCCACCUCCGGGGCCGGCGAUUUCAAGAGAUACGCCGACUCCACCAACGUCCCCAACCUCCGAUUCACCUCCUACUCCGACGACUCCAACGGCCGGGCACAGACCUUCACCGGCUACAGCGAGAAAGCCAACGCCGGCCAGCAGAGUUUCACCGGCUACUCCAAAAACGGCAAUGGGGCCCCGAACGCGUUCACGGGCUACGGAACCAGCUCCAAUGUGGCCGGGUCGGACUUCACCGGGUACAGCCAAUCCGGAAACGCACCAAACGACACGUUCACAAACUACGGCAACGACGAGAACAAUCCUACCGAGAGGUUCAGGAGCUACGGCGACGGCGGCAAUGGCGGGUCGGAGAAGUUCUCGAACUACAGAGACCAGGCCAAUGUGGGUUUGAGCUCGUUCCAGUCGUACGCCAAGAACUCCAACUCCGAGAAGGUCAAUUUCGUCAAUUACGGGCAGAGUUUCAACAACGGGUCGGAUUCUUUCACCGGGUACGGUAAAGGCUCCAAGGGCGGAUCGACCGGGUUCAAGAUCUACGGCGUCAACAACACUUUCAAGGAUUACAAGGACAAAAAGACGACGAAGUUCACGGAAUACUCGGCGGGUGAAAAGUCCAGUUUAGCCUCGAAAAUGGCCGCCAGUGGCAGUUUGGUGAAAAGGUGGGUGGAGCCGGGCAAAUUCUUCAGGGAGUCUAUGAUCAAAAAAGGAACUGUGAUGCCAUUUCCCGACAUUAAAGAUAAAAUGCCCGAAAGGUCUUUUUUGCCCCGGACCAUCUCCUCCAAAUUACCUUUUGCCACCGCCAAAGUCUCCGAGCUGAAGAGGAUUUUCCACGCCGAGGACAACUCCACCAUGGAGAAGAUCAUUACCGACGCCCUGCAGGAAUGCGAGAGGGCCCCCAGCAAAGGCGAGACGAAACGGUGCGUCGGCUCGGCCGAGGACAUGAUCGAUUUCGCGACGUCCGUCCUCGGCCGAAACGUCGUCGUUCGCACCACGGAAAACGUCAAUGGUUCGAAGGGCGACGUGGUGGUCGGGGCGGUUAAAGGAAUCAACGGCGGGAAAGUCACGCAGUCCGUGUCUUGCCACCAGAGCUUGUUCCCUUACCUACUCUAUUACUGCCACUCGGUUCCGAAAGUCCGGGUUUACGAAGCGGAUCUACUGGACCCGACUACGAAGGCCAAGAUCAACCGCGGCGUUGCCAUCUGUCACUUGGACACGUCUGCUUGGAGCCCCACUCAUGGAUCCUUUGCGGCUCUGGGCUCGGGUCCGGGUCGGAUCGAGGUCUGCCACUGGAUCUUCCAGAAUGACUUGACUUGGACCAUUGCUGACUGAAGAGUGUGAGAGUCUUAGCAUGUUUCGGUAAGUAAUUUGGGGUCGAGCCACAUGUUAAGAAGUGUUAGCAAGUGGCUCGAGUUCGAGUUAGAUUAUUUAUAGCUGUAUUAUCAAGUAAUAAUUUUCUCUUUUUUCUUUUACAUUUCGGAACAUGUCUUAAUUAUUAUAUGUUAUCUUUGGGUAAAUGCUUAUUGAGAAUGAAGCCAAUGGGUUUGAUUAAGCUA